AAACAAUGAGCUCAACACAGAAGGACCAAGAUGGAGCGAGAAGUCAGCGCUCUCAGGAGGCCGACAAACCUCACAGAAGAAAGAGAGAGAAAACAUACACCUGUGACGAGUGUGGGAAGGAUUUUAGCCAGCCGGCAAAUUUAAAAAGACACCAGCUCAUCCAUAGUGCUGUUAAAGAGCAUACUUGUGACGAGUGUGGGAAGGAUUUUACUGGGAAGGAUUCACUAAAGCGGCAUCAGGUCAUCCACACUGGAGAGAGACCGUUCAGCUGUGAGUUGUGUGGAAAGACUUUUUCUUGGAAGGAUGCUCUAAAAAAACACCAACUCAUCCACAGUGGAGUUAAAGCGUACAGCUGUGAUCAGUGUGGCAGAGCUUUUACUCAAAGUAGCCAACUGCAGAAGCAUGUAGUUACCCACUCUGGAUUUAAGGCAUACAGCUGUGACAUUUGUGGAAUAACUUUCAGCCACAUAGAGAGCCGAAAUAAACACCUACGCAUUCACACCAGACAUGUUGUGUACUGCUGUGAUCAGUGUGAUAAACAGUUUAUAACAGGCACAGAUUUACAACAACAUAUGUUUACCCACACCGAGGAGAGACCUUAUAAAUGUGACCUGUGUGAGAAGACUUUUAAAGCUCCACGUUACCUGAGACGACACCAACAGAUCCACACCAGAAAGAGACUCUACAAGUGCAGUUACUGUGAGAAGCAGAGCGACACAGAUGGAUCCAGUUCUCAACCCUGUCAUCACUGUGGUGGUAGGAAAGACUUUCGUUGUGACCUCUGUGGAAAAACUUUCAAUUGGGAAAUCUCCCUAAAAAACCAUCAACGUAGACACACUGGAGACAAACUGAAAAACUGCAAAGAAUGUGGGAGAGGCUUCAUCACACCAACUGAGUUAAAACGACAUGAACUGAUUCACAGUGGGGUUAAAAAGCACCUCUGUGACCAGUGUGGGUCAUCCUUCACCACUGCAAGUCAGCUUAAAUCACACAAACGAGUCCACACAGGAGAGAAACCAUACAAGUGUAGACACUGUGACAAAAGCUUCUCACAAUCAGGUAAUCGUAACCUUCAUGAACGUGCACACAUGGAAGGAAACUACAGCUGUGACCAGUGUGACAAGAGCUUCAGGAAUCUCAGUUCAUACUCCGAACACAAACGAUCCCACGUUACUAAUAAACAGUUUCACUGUUACCAAUGUGCCCAAAGUCGCGAGAGUUGA
Messenger RNA from Oreochromis niloticus (Nile tilapia), 1223 nucleotides. RefSeq names its product zinc finger protein 595-like. Gene Ontology annotation, biological process: regulation of transcription by RNA polymerase II. Gene Ontology annotation, molecular function: DNA-binding transcription factor activity; RNA polymerase II cis-regulatory region sequence-specific DNA binding. The record is from RefSeq and is a predicted model, not a curated record. The transcript has 4 exons. Lineage: Eukaryota; Metazoa; Chordata; Actinopteri; Cichliformes; Cichlidae. The coding region runs from base 6 to 1223 and encodes 405 amino acids.